Messenger RNA from Bufo bufo (common toad), 2722 nucleotides. It is a transcript of the gene ABHD5, whose product is annotated as abhydrolase domain containing 5, lysophosphatidic acid acyltransferase. The coding region runs from base 93 to 1235 and encodes 380 amino acids. Gene Ontology annotation, biological process: positive regulation of triglyceride catabolic process; negative regulation of triglyceride storage. NCBI's taxonomy places the organism in Eukaryota, Metazoa, Chordata, Amphibia, Anura, Bufonidae. Gene Ontology annotation, cellular component: lipid droplet. The record is from RefSeq and is a predicted model, not a curated record. The transcript is spliced from 8 exons.
AGGGGAUUUCGACGUUCUCCUCACAGCAACACAGCUGAGCCGGUGGCGGCGGGCAUUACAGUGAGCUGCCGGACGGACGGAGAAGCCCUGUCAUGGCCGAAGACGCUGAACUGUCGGUGGCUUCCUCGGCGGACAGAGGACUGAUCAGCAGCCUGAGGGCGGCCGUCUGGUCUCUUGUGUACGUACCAGCGAGGCAGCUAGACCGAGAGGAAGAACUGCAAAUCAUCAGCAGAUCAGGAUGGUUUUCCAACUGGCUACCUGCCUGGUGCCCCACAUCUGUGGACCAUCUAAAGGAGGCUGAAGAGAAAAUGCUGUCCUGUAUUACAAGCUCCUACUCCAAAGACCAUGUCCUGAUAUCUGGUGGAAACAAGAUCUGGACCCUGUCAUUUGUGCAGCCUCUGUCAGCAAAGGUCCCAUUAGUUUUGUUGCAUGGCUUUGGAGGAGGCGUCGGACUAUGGGCUCUCAACUUUGAAACCCUUUGUCAACCUAGAACUGUGUAUGCCUUUGAUAUCCUGGGGUUUGGACGCAGCAGUAGGCCGCACUUUGAGGAUGAUGCGGAGAAGGCUGAAAUGCAGUUUGUGCAGUCUAUAGAAGAGUGGCGAACGGCCUUGGGUCUGGAUCAUAUGAUUUUACUGGGACAUAAUUUAGGAGCAUUUUUAGCUUCCGUUUAUGCUAUGAAAUACCCCACAAGGGUAAAAAGUCUAAUUUUGGUAGAGCCAUGGGGUUUCCCAGAUAGACCUGACAAUAUGGAUGAAGAAAGGCCAAUUCCUGUCUGGAUUAAAGCAGUUGGUGCCUUAUUAAGUCCGUUUAACCCAUUGGCAGGACUCCGCUUGGCUGGACCACUGGGCCUUAGUCUUGUUCAAAAGCUGAGACCAGAUUUCAAGAAAAAGUAUGCGUCCAUGUUUGAGGAUGACACUGUGACAGAAUAUAUAUAUCACUGCAAUGCACAGUCUCCAAGUGGCGAGACGGCUUUCAGAAACAUGACAGUUCCAUAUGGCUGGGCUAGAAGGCCAAUGCUGCAGCGCAUAGACAAGAUGCACCCAGGCAUUCCCAUCACGGUCAUAUAUGGGGCGCGGUCGUGCAUCGAUGGCAACUCUGGAAGCACCAUUCAGUCUCUGCGGCCAAACUCCUAUGUGAAAACAAUUGCAAUUCGUGGUGCUGGCCAUUAUGUCUUUGCUGAUCAGCCAGAAGAUUUCAAUCAGAAAGUAACAGAAAUCUGUGAUUUUGUGGACUGAACUGUACAGCUCCAUCUGCUUAAUCUCCUUAAAGGGGUUCUCCAGGAGUUAAUAAAAUUACUGGAAAUACUUAUAUAUUAUAAGCACAUUCCUAAUAGUUUUCCUCAUUUUAUAAUGGCUCGAUUUCGCGAGAAAUAAAAUGGCCGUUGCCCUAUUGGUGCACGCACAUAACCCUUCCCAAUCACUCAGCAGGAAAGAUUACUUCGGGCACUGAGCUAAUGAGCUUUCUCAGCCGCCUCUUGCUGUCUUCAUGGAUUCUGAUCCUUCACUUCAGCUGUGUGUAGGAGCAAAGUGAAAGUGCAGAGGAGACGGACAGGUGGGGGUUGUGAGUAAGAAGCAGCACUUGUGUGCUUCACGUCACUCUGUUCCUGCACACAUAGCUGAAGAUCUGAUCAGCGGUAUGUAGGAUUGUACUUCAUAACAGCAGAGAGUAAUCUGUCCUGAGUGAUUAGGAUGUUGUUGUUUUUUUGUGUUAAUAGAGUAGUGGCUUUUAUUUCCCCUGAUUGCCACUUUAAAGUGGUUUCCUAUGACAAAUGAUGAAAAUCGGACAUCGUAUAGGACAUGACGAGCUCAUUCUAGGGCUCUAUUUACACGUCCGUAGUGCAUUGCGGAUCCGCAAUACACCCGGCCGGCACCCCGUAGAACUGCCUGUCUGCAAUUGCAGACAAGAAUAGGACAUGUUCUAUAUUUUAUUUUAUUUGUUUUAUUUUUUCCGGAGCCGCGGACCAGGAGAUCGGCGGCACCCUCCGGAAAUGCGGAUACGGUCGGCACAUGGUGUGCUGUCCGCAUCCCUUCCUGCCCCUUAGAGAAUGAAUGGGUCCGCACCCGUUAAGCAAUUUGCGGGACUGAUGUGGACCCAUUAUUACGGACUUGUGAAUGGAGCCUAACAAAGCUAGAACCAGCCCUGUACCUUGCAUGGAUCCAGAGAUCUCCUUAUUCAUUGCUCUGUUAGGCCUCAUGCACACGAGGGCGUAAAUAAUGGCUGUGUGACAGCUGUUUAAUAGACGUUACACGGCUUUUUUUGGCACCAGUGAAAGUCUUAAUGGCCAGUGAAUAGCAUCCGUUCCAAAAAUGGGACAUGUCCUGUUUUGACGGCCAGGCAGGCCCCAUUGACUUUAAUGGGACCGUUUUUAAUGGCCGCUUAGACAGGAGCACAGCGUCUAGCGGCCAUUAAGAAUGAGUACACUUUAACAAAAAAACAGGCAUCUCACCCACUUGCUCGCGCUGCAGAAGUCUCUUCUCGCUUCAUUGUGCAGGACCUGGGAUAUGCAAUGCAUGAUGACGUAACCAUUGAUUGCGCAGUGACAACAUCUGUCACAUCGCAGGUCCUGCUCAAUUAAGGGACUGCUGCAGCAUGAGCAAGUGGACAAGUUUUUUUUAUUUAUUUUUAUUUCCCCCUGCCAGCCCCGUUGAAAAUGAAUGGAGGGGUGCUGCGCAUGCGCAGUGCGCCCUCCUUCACUUGUGGGGCCCUGUUAUCGAUAUAGGUG